Messenger RNA from Drosophila gunungcola (fruit fly), 4028 nucleotides. RefSeq lists its product as uncharacterized. The coding region runs from base 434 to 3214 and encodes 926 amino acids. The transcript has 6 exons. The record is from RefSeq and is a predicted model, not a curated record. NCBI's taxonomy places the organism in Eukaryota, Metazoa, Arthropoda, Insecta, Diptera, Drosophilidae.
UCUGUCUAUCCGGAACAAAAUCAUCAGUGGACAUUUUUCGUUUAGCCGAACCAAUUCUGUAUUUGGCAUUCAGAGUUCGCGCGUACAAUUGUGAACAGCAGCGGUGCUGCGCGUGUUGAAAAUCGGGAAUCAGUUAAAUUAAAAAUACCAUUACCGUUAAAAAACUGUAUUUAGUUUUAUUUUGCAAACGAAAUUGUUUAUGAAGAUGUGUGGAUGGUCAAACCCACCAUACCGGGCACACACCGCAGACAGGGACAAGUUGCGUUGCCACCCGGUCCAAGUUUACGCAAACACACCACGGCACUGUACUUUUUCUUCGCCUGUUGGGUGGAUUGAAAGCCAAGCAAUAAUAAAAAAAUUGAACAAUACUUGCAUUACAAGUAAAGUAUUUUAAAUGUAUUUCACAGAGGCUUGGGCGCUGGGGUCGUGAAUAAUGUUGGCACAGGAGAUCGCACCCACGGAAAUUGGCAAACACGCAAACAUUAUCAGAGCUGCCCAGGAGGAAUUGGCAAACAUGGACGUUCUCGUGUGCGGACGAUGCCUGAGGGCCUACCACUUCGUGGAAGAGUUUCAGGGCCACAAAGAGGAUGCCUGUGAGAAAGAGAACGCGAACCUGAAGGAGUCGCUUGACACUAAACCCACCAUCUGGGCGUUCACUCUGUGGAAGGCUACGCAGCUGCACACGCGCAAGGACACCAACUCGGGGAGCUCAUGGGCCCUGUACCAGCACUGGGUGAAGCUAGAAGACAGCGUCCGGGAGCCUUGGAUCGUGGCUGGAAAGACCAUACAGUCCUUCGGCAAGAUUGCCCAUGGACAGCUUCAGGACAUGCCGGUGCGCAUUACCAAGACGGUUGUGAAUCCGAACAAUAACAAUACGUCCAACAGCAACAACAAUACGAGCGUCUCCCCUACCAGAAAAUCCCCGGCCGGUAAGCUUCCCACCUUGGCCAAUCAGCUGAAAGACACGGAAAACGAGAGACCCAAGUCCAAGCCAGGCACGCCAACGCUUCCCUCAGUGGCCGCCGCCGGAACAGUCAAGCCCAACAACCGCAUAGCCGUUCGGAUCGAUGCCAAAACAGAGCAGCGCACCGAAGAACCAGUGGAAAAAAUAGUGGCCAAGCGGUUCAACCCGCGCAGAAAAACCCACGAGUAUUUGGUAAAGUGGGUAGACCGCUCGCACCAUGAAAACACCUGGGAGGUGAUGGCCAAUCUCGAGCGAGUUCCCUACUUCCUGCAGAUGUUUGAGAAACAAUUGGCGCGACAGAAGCUCACAAGAGAGAAGGGCCUGGACGCACUAAAACGCAUGCAGCCGACCGGGUCGUCCUCGAAGACGGAUACUGUUGCCCCACUUAGUCCGGUCCCGGCGCCUUCACAAGUAUCGCCAUCUUCUCGACCCUCACGCACUUCCAAAACCAAGGCCAUGGACUCGUUUAAACAGUGGGUCAAUGAGACUGGCGGCGGGGAUGGUUCUUCCUCGCCCUCCUCGGCUAACGAGGAUGAAUCUGCUACGGAGCAAGAAUGGCCACCAUCGUCGGGUCCGGUCAAACGCAAGCUUAACCACACAGACUCCAGUCUCGAGGGGAGCGGGCUGAACGACUCUAUGGACCUUGAGGACCUCGAAGAGGACCUGCCGUCGCACACCGUAAAGCGUCUAAAAAACGGAGGAAGCUCCGUGCAGUUGAAUAAGCCACGGGUUCAGCCCACGGAAAAGCAGCAGACUAAAAUCAAUGGCAACUCCACCGUGUCCGUAACGGAGCAGAAGAUGGGUGAGAUUAUUUACACGGAGGACAGCACCAGCUCGGGGAUGUUUCGCAAACCCGAAAUGCCGAACACUUUGCACCUGAAAAAAGAGAAACCAGAGUGUCCCGUUCGGUAUCUCGCGCGCUCUGAGAUGUCCAGCAGCGCGAGAGGUGUCUUUCGGGUUGAAAGUUCUGAAGCACCUUCUCCCGUUUCGCCUGCCGCCGCGCCACCACAGAAGGUCAGUUCCGCGCCCAUUGGUGCAGGCGUAGCCAAGCGACUGCCCGUGGCCCGACCUGCACACUCUGGCGCCAACUCCCCCAUCACCGUGGGUCAACGACAACAGGUGCUGCGCACCCCCGGUCAGGGCCCCACAACAACAGCAAUUCAGCGUCGACCUGCGAUGGGCGGCACACCACUGGCGCGGCAGAACCAGCAACAGACGCCCGGCCGGGCUCACCCGGGCGGUCGAGUCCUAGCACGCGCUGGUGUCGGAACGCCGCAGCAACGCCAACUUGCGCCGUCUUCGCAGGGCGGUAAGGUAGUGACGCCAGAGCAGAAGAUUUUGCAACUUUCGAAAUCGGGUGAUUUGAAAGUUACGCGCAAAGUGGUCACCCGGGAAGAGCUUAUGGCCCAGCGCGCUACUCAAGCCCGGCAGCAGCGACACGUGCAGGCUCAACAACAGUCAUCCCAGAUGCAGAAAAUGAUUCCUGGCCGGCAAAGGAUAGCUCCAAAGCCGACGCUCCAACCAACCCCCCUGCAAAUAGAGUUAGAGGAGGAAGUGCAGCAGCACCAGGCUCAGUUGUGUCCGAUCACCGGCAAGCUUAUCGGCCAGGAGGAAACCCAGUUGCAAAUGGAGCAGGAGCAGCAGCAGGAACAACAGCGCGAGCAGUUGGAGGCCGCGGCACAGGCGCUUCUGGGCAGCGAUCAACAAGUUCUUACCAACGAGGACGGCUCUGCUUUGUUGGUUCGGGGCGAGGACGGCACUGUCUACCAGGUGGCGGGAAAAAAUGCGGAGGGUCAAACCAUACUUGUUACCCAGGGUCCGGAUGGAGAGCAGCAGUUCGCUUACGUGGCUGCCGCCGAGGGAGAAGACCAGGAUGUUCUCUCUCUUGACCACGCAGUGGCCGAGGCCGUUCAAGCAGGAGAGCAGGUUGAGGCGCAUGGAGUCGCAGCAGCUUCGGCGGAUGGCGAGCAGAUUCUGGUGUCUAUGACAGAGGAAGAACUGGCGCAACAUCAGGUGCUUCAACAAGCAGAAGCAUCGGCCGCAGGCACCGGAACACCGCCCACGGCCCAGAUCCAUAUCACGACUUCCGAUAGCGAUGGCACGGAAGCCCAGAUCCCGGCCGAGGUGGUUCAGGCAGAUUUGCCUUCACCGGGAGGUACUCGUCGCGUCGUUUUAUUGCUACAGGAUGGCACCUUCAUGAUGACUGAGAUGCACGAAGAACAGUUCAAGACGCUCAACAUCCCGACGUAAAAUCAUGUUAAUAGUCUUCAAACAUAGAUUUAGGCGUAGACCAUAAGCCGAUAAUAUUGAAAAGACCUGUCGUUGCUAGGUUUCUCCCACCUUCAGUUCCGUUAAGCCCUAGCCAUUCCCACACUGUACACCACAGGGGCCGCGACUGCCAGUGGUUUUAAGACUAUUAUAUUUUAAAAGCAUGCCGGGAAUUGUAGAUUACAAGCUGUUCCUUUGGCCAAACUUAAUAUUGCGUCAGGAAAGGCUGCAAAGGACGACAAAAUAAAUUAUGCGAAUACAUAAACUAUAACAUUAUUUUAUCGCGGGAAGGCUUUAUCUCCGCCUAUACAAAAACAUUUGAGGUAUGUCCAUAUAUUGCGCAAUCAAUAGUUUUGGUUGUUUUCGAUCAUUUUGUUUACCCCCAUCAAAGAUUACGAAAAACAAUGGACUGCCUUUUAAUUUACAACUCUUAGAAAUUAAAGACAAGACUUUAGUAACUUUAUGUCGUAGAAUUUGUAUCCCAAAAUCUGCAAAUUCUGAAUUAAAAUACAAAAGCAGGCUUAGAUGUAAGUAAACUUACGAUAGAUACCAAUUGUAAAUUAUUUAAGUAAUUUUAACCUAGAAAACUAAAACAGAUCAGCUCGUUAAUACAUUACGAACGUAUAAAAUCUCGGACUCUUUGAAUGCUAAUGUAAACGUAGAAUUUGUCAUUUUUGUUUUAUUACUUCAGCAACCGAAGCUCAAUCCGUAUUUCCGCUAAUUAGCUUAAAUAAAGAGCAACAAGAAAGAAAAACUACGAAAUAAGGAGCACAAUAAACAAAACAUUUCAGUGAAA